AACAAUACCAGUCCACCAUAGAAUGUCGCGCGCGCUGGUGUCGUUCGACCCACUGAACAUUUAGGUCGCGAUCUUUACCACCAUGACCAAUCUGUCCCGUAGUUUACCGCGAACGCUUUCGUGUUUUCGUACGUACUCUAAACAGUUGUGUAAACACUUCAAUGACAAAUAAUUUAUAAAAGAUUUAAACAGAUAUUUCGUCAACUAGUGUAUUUUAACAGUUUCGGCCUCUUUGAGUUUCGGUGUGCGUCAGGGGGUUCGUUAAGUUUCAGGUUGUUAGGACAUAUUAAUUUAUUCAGAAAGAUGGCACCGGCGCUACAGAACGUUGAUACUCUACUCGAUUCAGAUUCACAAAUUAAAAUUAAAAGACUAUUAGACGAUGGUUCUAAACUUCAUAAUGUUAAUAAUAAUACAGUUCUAAAACAAUAUGUGAAUGAUAAAGUAAGUGAUGAUAUGGACUUCGAUAUAGUUAAAUAUGAAACUAUGGAAUUUAAAGCACAAAUAAGAUGGCCAGACUUAAUAGUACAAGUGCUAUUACACACUGUAUCAAUCUACGGGUUCUACCUCAUGUUAACCAAUAGAGUGAAUUUCCUGACUACACUUUUUGCAUUCGCCACAAUAUACACGUCGGGUUUCGGCAUAACUGCAGGUGUUCACAGACUGUGGUCGCACAGAGCCUACAGGGCCCGGCUGCCUCUGAAAGUUCUGCUUGCCCUACUCUUUACAGUUACAGGACAAAGGGACAUCUACACUUGGGCCUUGGACCACAGAGUGCACCACAAGUAUUCAGAGACAGUCGCGGACCCACAUGACAUCAACAGAGGGUUUUGGUUUGCCCACGUCGGUUGGCUGGUCCUGACACCACACCCUGCUGUGGAAGACCGAAGAAUUGCUCUGCGAAAAACCUCAUUAGACCUUACGCAUGAUCCUGUUGUACGGUUUCAAAAAAAGUUCUUCAUUCCUUUAUUUUUGCUACUUAACGUGAUAUUACCAGUGGCAAUCCCCAUCUACUUUUGGGAAGAAACACUACUGAACAGUUUCGUUGUGAGCUUCGUCACGAGGUUCACCAUCACGCUGAACAUCGCUUUCUGCGUAAACAGCUUCGCACAUGUAUGGGGCAACAAGCCUUAUGAUAGGUUCGUAAAAUCCGUCGAAAACAAGCUAGUAAGCUUAGCAGCACUUGGGGAGGGCUGGCAUAAUUACCACCACGUGUUCCCGUGGGAUUACCGGACCUCUGAGCUCGGAAGACUCAACUUAUCCACUGCGUUCAUCGACCUCUUCGCCAAGAUUGGAUGGGCUUAUGACUUAAAAGCUGCGACGAACUUGAUGAUUGUCAACAGAGCGAAGCGCAGUGGCGACGGCAGUCUGGGGGAGUCGGAGGAACCUGAGCCAUCUUCAACUUCAGAUUACGACAAUGGGAUUAGAAACUAAUUUCGUUUGAAAAAUAAUAUGACUAAUAUAGGCUA
Molecule: messenger RNA, 1466 nt
Organism: Maniola jurtina (meadow brown)
Lineage: Eukaryota; Metazoa; Arthropoda; Insecta; Lepidoptera; Nymphalidae
Product: acyl-CoA Delta-9 desaturase-like
Exons: 7
Coding region: 304-1431 (375 amino acids)
Biological process (GO): unsaturated fatty acid biosynthetic process
Cellular component (GO): endoplasmic reticulum membrane
Molecular function (GO): iron ion binding; stearoyl-CoA 9-desaturase activity
Source: RefSeq, a predicted model, not a curated record